CAUGGUCCCCAGGGGUUCAGCUUAUCUCCUUUCAGGAUGGCAUUCCUGUGGGUAGUUGCGUGCCUGGCCCUUGCCAGCGCCGCCUCAGGCUGCGGGGUGCCCGCCAUCAGUCCCUCGAUAGCCUACAGCGAGAGGAUUGUCAAUGGGCAGAACGCUGUGCCCGGCUCAUGGCCCUGGCAGGUGUCCCUGCAGACCACCACAGGAUCCCACUUCUGCGGCGGCUCCUUGAUCAACGAGUACUGGGUCGUCACAGCUGCCCACUGCAACUUCAACCCGCGCAGCCACGUUGUCGUCCUCGGGGAAUACAGCCUUGCUUCCAGCACCGAGGCCGUUCAAGUGAAGACCGUGUCCAGGGCCAUCACCAACCCCGGCUGGAACCCCAACACCAUGAACAAUGACAUCACCCUGCUGAGGCUGUCCACGCCCGCCCAGCUGGGAUCCCGUGUGUCCACCAUCUGCCUGGCCCCUGCCAACCUGGUUCUGCCCUCCAACGCCAGGGCUGUCACCACCGGCUGGGGACGCACCAACCCCAACUCCCAAGCCCUGGCAACUGUCCUGCAGCAGGUGACCCUGCCCCUGAUCCCCCAGAACCAGUGCAUGCAGUACUGGGGCAAUCGCAUCACCAACGUCAUGAUCUGUGCCGGUGGGGCUGGUGCCACCUCCUGCCAGGGUGACUCUGGUGGACCUCUGGUGUACCAGACUGGGAAUGGGUGGACCUUGAUUGGCAUUGUCUCCUGGGGAACCUCCAACUGCAACAUCAACACGCCGGCCGUGUACACUCGUGUCAGCCAGUUCCGUAACUGGAUCGACACAGUUGUUGCUCAGGGGUAA
Messenger RNA from Vidua chalybeata, 831 nucleotides. RefSeq names its product chymotrypsin like (gene CTRL). The transcript has 7 exons. The record is from RefSeq and is a predicted model, not a curated record. Bases 37 to 831 code for a protein of 264 amino acids. Lineage: Eukaryota; Metazoa; Chordata; Aves; Passeriformes; Viduidae. Gene Ontology annotation, molecular function: serine-type endopeptidase activity. Gene Ontology annotation, biological process: proteolysis.